AUGGAUAAUACGAACAGCAAGGAGGCUUGUUCAGAUGAAGCUAACCUCAUCACAGAGCGCAGAAGUCGCAGCCCCGAAGUACGACAACUGCAUGAUAUGCUCGGUAUCCCAUUACAGCGGCUGGCAACCUCAGGGCCAAUCCCUUCGCCGCCAUCCAGCGACGACGAAGAUAUGGAUGAGGCCAUUGGUUUUGUUGUUUCAGAGACACCUCCAACACCCAGGCCCAACCCACGACGGCCCUACCUGCAAUUUGACGAAGGUGAAGCAGUCCUACCCGAUUCCUUUGAAGCACCUCCGUCACCCACAAUUGAGCAAUCAUCUGAAGACGGCGACAACGAGGACCUAGAUGAGGCCAUCUCGUUUGGUGCUCUUGUGCCGCCACCGCCGCCCAGACUUGAACCCCGACAGCCGUUUGACGACGAUGACGACGAAGAUGAAGCAAUCUCAUUUGCUGCUCCUGUACCGCCUCCAUCGCCCAGACCAGAGCCGGAGCAGUCAUUCAACAACGACCCGGAGGGCUUGGAUGCAGCGGUACAAUUUGUUCUUCCUGUGCUACCUGGACCGCCCAGGCCCGAGCCGCAGCAAUCAUCCUCCGACGACGGCGAAGACGACAUAGACGAGGCCGUGUCAUUUGCUGCUCCUGUGCCACCUCCAUUGCCCAGGACUGAGCUACAGCAAUCGGUUGGCGACGAGGACGACACAGAUGAGGCCAUCUCAUUUGCUGCUCCUGUACCCCCUCCAGCACCGCGGCCAAAACGAGCACAAUUGCACGUCGACUCCGAUGAAGACGAGACCGCUACUCCUGAUGCUUCUGGGGUACCUUCAUCGCCAAAAUCCCGGAAGUUGGAUGAUGGCGUGUUCAAACGGCCGACUUGGGAGAAGAAAGAGAAGCAGCAGCAGCAGCAGCAGGCGCAGAAGGGGAAAGCUGAGCGACACGGAGGCGGCAUCCAGUCCAGUGUCCAAUCAGCUCGAGAAGCAGAACAAGCAGUGGAAAUCCCCGAACCAGCGUUUGCAUUAUCAACGCCGGCAGCUUCUCUUUCGACACCGUCGACUACACCAAACACCACCGUUUGCCGCAAAGCGAAUCCUCUCCUGCAGCCCCUCGCCGGCCAUGGGAUCACCACAUAUGGCCCCCCACCGGCUGAUAACACGAUCUACCUCGAGAAUAAAUCUUCCAUACGCUUGCGCGGCGACCCCAACGUGGUAAGAGGGUCAAAAAACGGCAAUUACCUGCGAGAACGGACAGCGUUGGUGCUGCAUGCCAAGGCCGUCAUUACACAAGACUACAUGUGCGAAGAGAAUGAAGUCUACCGCGAGGUCGUCAACGAGAUGCAGGACAUCCACGCCAGCAGGACUAGCUGGGAAGAGACCAGGACGAACUAUGCUAUAUUGUUCAACAGGCCUCGACCAGCCUCUGUGAAAGACAAGAAGUGGCGCCCCCCAAAACAGCCGGCAGCGAAGAAGCUGCUCAGCAAAUCCGGCGAGGCCGAUCUGGCAGCAAUGUGGAAGGAGUGCGCCGAGAAACUCAAACGCAAGAGAUCCGAGAGUCCGUCUCCGGGAAGGGUUAAGAAGCCAAAGAUCAAACUCCAAAAGCGGCAUUUACGAUACACGGCGCCUGCUUCGCCUGACAUCAACUGUGUGAGACCUGAUGAGCCUAACAACAUUCGGAAUAAUCUGACCUACCGACCGAAGAAAGAGGGGAAAGGCGAUUCGUCGAGGGAGGAAGAGGGUGCAGCACGGCAAUAUUGCGCGAGAUGCGGGAGACUACCUCGCGCACCGGACUUCACAGCGCUCAUUACUUGCUUUGUAUGCGGUCAACGGGCCUACUGCAGUUUUGUAUGCCAGGAAGUGUGGAAGACCAUGCCUUGUGGUCGGGGAUGUCGACCAGAGAAGAAGACCAAGGUGCGAGAGAUGCUCCCGAACCGACAGCGCGGGGAAUCUCUCGGCCGCUUCAGAGACUCGGCCGGAUUGCCUCCCAGGGAAAGGAAUGACCCCCAAGAUGAUGCCGUUGAGCUGGAUGCCGACGAAGAUACGGACAUGUUGGACUUCUCCCCGGCGGAAAUCGCAGAGCAGAGAAAGGCACUGGCAAUGUUUGAAGCUCGCAAGAAGAAGCCGGUACUCACGAGCGAUCCUGGGGAUCGGAAGAUCUGCGGACAUCGAAUCAUGGAAGAUCUUCGAACCCUUCAAUACAUGGUCAAGGGGAGCGGGGGCGAUGCCACGGGGGAAUGGGUCCGCGCGGUCGACCUACAUGGCCCUGACUGGACGAAGAAGAUGGAAGAGUACUGGGAAGGGACGGCCGAAGCGUUCGAGGCGCGAGAAUUCCUGGAGAAUCCAAACCCGGACCACGACGUCGAGCCUGGGCCCUUUGGACGCUUCAUCCUCAAGGCCGAGAUGGAGAUGGAGAGGGCGUUUAGUUUUGAGAUUCGAGACUUCGAGCGGCCUAGUGAGAAGGACAUCGAGGAUGGAAAUUACUGGUGGGCAGCGGAUGAUCUGUCGCCGAAAUGGGAUGACGCGCUCCGCACGUACUGGCGAAGAUGCGCCGUGGCUGAGAAGUGGAAUGCCGCUAAGCUGUGGGUUGAGGAGAAGGGCUUUGUUCGGCGGGAAACCGACUCUUGGCGCAUUCGUUUGUUGAGGAUGUGCAUUUCUCAGCCCGAGCGGGCUAGCAACGUAGCUGCUUGCUACAAUGAUGAGCAUCGCAAGGCAGCAAGAGCGCUGCUUACUAAGCCUGCGUCGGCGCGUCUGGGCCCCGACACGCCGAGCAGUCAGCCACGAAGGAGACCUCACUCCAUCUCAUCCUCCCCUUCCAUCGCCUCGGAGUCAACCGAAAUGGAUGGCACUUCCGGUCUAGCAAUGCCUACUUGGCUCCAGGAUCGAGGACCUGCGCCGCGAACCCGGACAGCACGCAGCGCAUGA
This is a messenger RNA of Neohortaea acidophila, 2913 nucleotides long. RefSeq lists its product as uncharacterized. The record is from RefSeq and is a predicted model, not a curated record. Lineage: Eukaryota; Fungi; Ascomycota; Dothideomycetes; Mycosphaerellales; Teratosphaeriaceae. The transcript has 4 exons. The coding region runs from base 1 to 2913 and encodes 970 amino acids.